AUGGAUGGUAGACUACCAGAAUCCGCACUGCUGUUAAGCCUCCACUGGCCACCCACUGGCCACGAACGCCGUAUUGGGUACUGGACGUGUUGUCGUGGAGAACGCCAGGCAGACGAACGUGUACAUUGCACAGAAGGGGUAUUGUCGCACUUAGACAUAGACUCGCACGUCCGGGAAUGCGAUAGUGCAGCGCUGUUUUCCUUGUACGAUGAUGACAAGGAGGCAAGAGGCUUCAAAGCGGCAAAUCGGAGACAACACCUGCCUGUUCUUCAGACAAAAGGAGUUCGAGGUGCGCGCUUGGUCAAAGCGCACAAGAUUCCACGAAGGGUGACGAAAAGAAGGACGGCUUCGUGGGAAGAAACCGGGCUGUGCUGCGCGUGCGACAAUGGCAGAUAUAAGCGGAGUUUACUGAUCCCCUCUUCCCUUCCCAUUUAG
This is a messenger RNA of Marasmius oreades (fairy-ring Marasmius), 435 nucleotides long. RefSeq lists its product as uncharacterized. Lineage: Eukaryota; Fungi; Basidiomycota; Agaricomycetes; Agaricales; Marasmiaceae. The record is from RefSeq and is a predicted model, not a curated record. The transcript is spliced from 2 exons. The coding region runs from base 1 to 435 and encodes 144 amino acids.